CUGAAAAAUAAAUAUUUGUUCAUAAUUUUUCAUAUACUUGGACUAGCACGAAGAAAUUCUUUGACAAUGGCGCGUGGAAAGAAACAGAAUCCCUUUGCGGCCCGAAAACGCCAAAAGCGCGAAAACGGUCCACAACGCCCCGAUCGGCGUUCCGAGCCUUACGAGGAGACCAAACGCGACAAUAUAUCAUUCAUCAAGUACUAUCACCUACAGAAGAUUUGCCACACAGAGGAGGAAUGGACGCAGUUCCUCGAAUCCAUUCGCGACAAUCUGCCAACCACGUUUCGUGUGACGGGUUUCAAGGGCGAGGCGAAGGCCCUGCUGAACAUCAUCGAGACGCAGCUCUUCACCGAAUAUGUGCGCGCGGUGGCGGAACUACACCAAAAGCCGCCAGAGCAAGUGGAGCGACCCCUGUGCCUGCCCUGGUAUCCCAACGGGAUGGCCUAUCAGCUGCAACUCACGCGCAAGGACAUUCGACGCUCAGAGCCUCUUUACCGGCUGCACAACUUUCUCAUUGUGGAAACGACGGCGGGAAGUAUCAGUCGUCAGGAGGCCGUCUCUAUGAUCCCACCCAUUGUGCUGGACGUGAAGCCCACGGACAAGGUCCUGGAUAUGUGUGCUGCGCCCGGCUCCAAGACGGCCCAGCUUAUCGAAGCCCUGCACGCCUCGCCCGAGGAGCACAAGAUCCCGCCCGGGUUUGUCCUGGCCAACGAUGUGGACAAUAAUCGCUGCUACAUGCUGGUUCACCAGGCAAAGCGUCUGAACUCGCCCUGCCUGCUGGUGACCAACCACGACAGCAGCAUCUUUCCGAACCUGUUGCAGAGCAACGAGGACGGUGCCAAGUCCGUUCUCAAGUUCGACAAGAUCCUCUGUGAUGUCCCAUGUUCCGGAGAUGGUACGCUCCGAAAGAAUCCCGAUAUCUGGACCAAGUGGAACUUGGCCCAGGCCUACAACCUUCAUGGGAUACAGUACCGCAUUGUGCGUCGCGGUGCCGAGAUGCUCGAGGUGGGUGGGCGCCUGGUCUAUUCCACCUGCUCUCUCAAUCCCAUUGAGAACGAGGCUGUGCUGCAGCGCAUUCUGAAGGAUGCCGAUGGAGCCCUCGAGCUGGUGGAUGCUGGUCACCUAGUGCCCGGCUUGAAGUACAAUCCCGGCAUGACAGACUGGAAACUGGCCACCAAGGAGGUGGAUACUGUAUACACAAGCUUCGACGAGGUACCGGAGACACUGCACACCAUCAUCCGUCCAGCCAUGUUCCCGCUGCCCGCCGAGGACAUGGCCAAGAUUAACCUGAACAAGUGCAUGCGGAUAUUGCCGCAUCUGCAGGACACCGGCGGCUUCUUUGUGGCCGUCAUCGUUAAGCGCCGCCAGCUCAGCUUCGAGAAGAACGAUGUGCAAGACUUGGUGGAGAAAGCAGCUAAAACUGCCGUCGAAGAGCCCCAACUCGACGAGUCCGGCAAGCCCAUCGAGGCGAAGAACGUGCCGUGGGGACCACAGCGGAAGCGAAAACGACUCCAUGGGUAUAAGGAGGAUCCGUAUGUGUUCUUUGGAGAGGAAGAUGCCGACUACAAUGCCAUCAAGGAGUUCUACCAGCUGGACGAGUCGCUCAGCAAGCGCUGUCUCCUCACCCGCUGCGUCACCGAGAAGAAAAAGAACAUCUAUUACUGCUCGGAGCCCAUCCGGAAGCUGGUGGUGAACAACGAGCACAACAUCAAGAUUAUAAACACAGGUGUAAAGACAUUUGUCCGCUGCGAGAACCGCCACACGGUUCAUCCAUAUCGGCUAGCACAAGAGGGUUUGCAGACCUCCAACGCGUUCAUGGGCAGCAGUCGUCGCAUCGAGAUCCAUCGCGACGAUCUGGUCCGGCUGCUUAACUGCACCGAUCCCACGAAACCGCCCUCGACCCACGAACUGAAGCAGGCCACCCAGGACCGCUGCAGUGAGCUCGGCGUGGGCAGCUGCAUCCUGAAGUACGUGGACGAACAGUUCACCCUAUUCGUGGUUGGAUGGCGCGGCACUUCUAGCCUGCGGGCCUAUGUCGAUCGCGACGAGACCAUUCACAUCCUCCGUCUGCUCGGCGCCGAUCUCAGCAAGUUUGAGGUCAACAAAUACGAGGAGGCCAAGAAGGCGGCCGCCGCAGCAGCAGCAGCAGCAGCAGGAGCAGCAUCCGCCGCAGAGAAUGGGGCUAAUGGCGCAGAGAUAGAGGCCAAAGCGACAACACCCACAGCUAUGGAAGCGGAUGAACCGGCAACGGAGAGUUAAUGAAGUUAUAAUCUCCUUGAAAAUGCAUUAAAUUUGACUCUCCGCCUCCACUGAUACCCUCUUCUCUGGAGGGGUUUGUAUAAUUACUAUGAAAAAUA
Messenger RNA from Drosophila persimilis, 2357 nucleotides. RefSeq names its product tRNA (cytosine(34)-C(5))-methyltransferase (gene Nsun2). Bases 67 to 2259 code for a protein of 730 amino acids. Gene Ontology annotation, molecular function: tRNA (cytidine-N5)-methyltransferase activity; tRNA binding. The transcript is spliced from 3 exons. Gene Ontology annotation, cellular component: cytoplasm; nucleus. Gene Ontology annotation, biological process: tRNA methylation. The record is from RefSeq and is a predicted model, not a curated record. Lineage: Eukaryota; Metazoa; Arthropoda; Insecta; Diptera; Drosophilidae.